Monopterus albus (swamp eel) is the source of this 2186-nucleotide messenger RNA. RefSeq names its product phosphorylase kinase, gamma 2 (testis) (gene phkg2). The transcript is spliced from 10 exons. The record is from RefSeq and is a predicted model, not a curated record. Bases 244 to 1416 code for a protein of 390 amino acids. Gene Ontology annotation, cellular component: phosphorylase kinase complex. Lineage: Eukaryota; Metazoa; Chordata; Actinopteri; Synbranchiformes; Synbranchidae. Gene Ontology annotation, biological process: protein phosphorylation; glycogen metabolic process. Gene Ontology annotation, molecular function: phosphorylase kinase activity; calmodulin binding; ATP binding.
GCUCUGGAAUGUUAUCCUACAAGCGCUCUCACGGGACAUGACCAGAAUGUCAACACUGUCCGGUUGCUAGCCUAGCUAACUGUUGUUAAAAUGAUCGUUAGCUAACUUCGGCAUAGUCGCUGUUAAAUCGCACACAGUCAUGGCUUCACGGUAGAUUUCUCCUACCAUUAAGUUAUACUCAUCCUCUACACGCGGUUUCCCCGUGCUUAUAUCUUUUGAUUUCAUGAUCCAUAAGUUGUAACCAUGACCAAAGACAUCCUUCUUGGAGAUGAAUUACCAGACUGGGUGGGGGCUAAAGAGUUUUACCAGAAAUAUGACCCCAAAGAGGUGCUUGGCAGGGGUGUGAGCAGUGUGGUACGCAGGUGUGUGCACAAACACACGGGUCAGGAGUUGGCAGUGAAAAUUAUUGAGAUCACAGCAGAGAAGAUGACAGCUCAGCAACUUGAGGAGGUGAAAACGUCCACGCUAAAAGAGAUUCAAGUCCUCAACAUGGUGAAGGGACACCCCUCAAUAAUUACCCUCAACGAUUCAUAUGAGUCCACAACCUUCAUAUUUCUGGUGUUUGACCUCAUGAGGCGAGGAGAGCUGUUUGACUACCUCACAGAAAAAGUUACUCUGAGUGAGAAGGAAACCAGGAAUAUAAUGCGAGCUCUGCUGGAGGCGGUGCAGUACCUCCACUCCCUCAACAUUGUCCAUCGGGAUCUGAAACCUGAGAACAUUCUUUUGGAUGAUCAGGGACACAUCAAACUGUCUGACUUUGGUUUCUCAGUACAGCUGCAGCCUGCAGAGAAACUCAGAGAACUUUGUGGGACACCUGGUUAUUUGGCCCCUGAAAUACUGAAAUGUUCCAUGGAUGAACUGCACCCAGGCUAUGGCCAGGAGGUCGAUCUAUGGGCAUGUGGAGUGAUCCUUUUCACCUUACUGGCGGGCUCGCCACCAUUCUGGCAUCGCAAACAGAUGCUGAUGCUGAGGAUGAUCAUGGAGGGUCGCUUUCAUUUCAGCUCCCCAGAAUGGGAUGACAGGUCUGACACCGUGAAAGAUCUGAUAUCCAGGCUGUUGGUGGUGGACCCACCUGCCCGUCUCACUGCUGAGCAAGCCUUAGCACAUCCCUUCUUCAGACAGUACCAGAAGGAGGAUGUACGGCUCUUCAGUCCCAGAAAGACAUUUAGGGUGUUGAUACUCAGCGUGCUGGCCUGUAUCAGGAUGUACAGCCAUUACCGUAAAGGUCGACCCCUAACUCGAGAGGUGUUGGCCAGAGACCCUUACUCCCUUCGCAGCGUACGCAAACUCAUUGAUGGAUGUGCCUUCCGUAUUUACAGCCACUGGGUAAAGAAAGGGGAGCAGCAGAACCGAGCUGCCCUCUUUCAGAACACAGCUAAGAUCAUGCUGUUGGGCCUGGAGGACUUUGAAACCUAAAAGCUUGAUUUCAUUCUUAACUACCUUGAUUUUAUUUAACCAUUUGCAUGUGAUGUAAUAUCAGUGUUUGUGUUGUUGAUUUGCUAUACAAUUUUAAGAUGAGGAAUUGAGGGACCGGGACAUUUGUAUGCCUUAAUAUGCACCAUGGUUCUGCAAGUUUUAGAUAAAGCAUGCACAGCUUAAUAUUCCUUAUCUGCCUUUUGAUGUUAGUUUGUAGAUGUUUGAAACAUUUCCUGUCACCUUAUCAUGUUUUCAGUAUCACUUUGCAUUAGAGGACACAUUGCACAAUCUUAUGAUAGUACUCAUCACAUAUACUGGAGGUGCAUUAUGUAUAUUUAGGACUUUAACUGUUGAUCAUCAGUUGUAAAUGAAAGAAUACAAUUCUAAGCACUGAGAUUAAUUAUUUAAUAGAUAAUUAUAUAAAGAUAUUGUGUAUAAACUGAGAUAUACAGCUAUUCCAGUCUUACAAAUAAAUAUCGGAGGCUGUGUACAAUAUUUGACAUUCAAAUACAAUAUUUGAAGUGUUCUUGGUAGAAAAUCAUUACCCAUCAUGCAUGCAGACAGUCCUCAAUAGGAAAUCUACAUACACACUGUGGAGACCAUUUGUGACUGUAACACCAUUCCAUUCUCAUUUCAUUCUGCAGUUUAAUAAGUGACACUUUUCAACUGCCUGCCUGAGAAAUGUACAGCAAUUGUACAAAUGCAGAUAUACGUUGUACUGUAUACGAACAAAAGGGUUUUAUUGGCAAUAAAACAUGUUUUAGUUUGAA